Messenger RNA from Phragmites australis (common reed), 698 nucleotides. Its product is annotated as dehydrin DHN3-like. Lineage: Eukaryota; Viridiplantae; Streptophyta; Magnoliopsida; Poales; Poaceae. Bases 109 to 570 code for a protein of 153 amino acids. The record is from RefSeq and is a predicted model, not a curated record. The transcript has 2 exons. Gene Ontology annotation, biological process: response to water.
GGCGGCGUCGGCCCACACUUGCUUCACCACCACCAGAACAGCAAAAACACACUACGCAAGAGAACACCACUAGGGAUACCUGUAGAGACAGAAGUGACCCGGUGCAGCAUGGAGCACCAGAAAGCACAGCACGGCCACGGCACCACCGGCCGCGUCGACGAGUACGGCAACCCGGUUGCUGGAAACGGCACCGGAACCGUGACCGGCGGUAUGGGCAUGGGUGCACACGGUGGUGCCGGUACCGGCGCCGGCACGGGCGGGCAGUUCCAGCCCGCUAGGGAGCAGCACAAGACAGACGGCAUCCUGCACCGCCCCGGCGGUUCCAGCUCGUCUGAGGAUGACGGCAUGGGUGGCCGGAGGAAGAAAGGCAUCACGGAGAAGAUCAAGGAGAAGCUCCCCGGCGGGCAAAAGGACAAGCAGCAGGGACACGCCGGCAUGACCGGCGGCGCCUGCGGGCAGCAGGGGCACACCGGCAUGACCGGCACCGGUGGCACCCAUGUCACCGAGGGCACCGGCGAGAAGAAGGGCAUCAUGGACAAGAUCAAGGAGAAGCUCCCCGGGCAGUACUGAGCGGGCGUAGCACAGCGUACGUGCGACAAGUCGUGAUACACGGCACGACGUUCCUAUAACAUAAUAAGACCCAGGCUGGAGCUUUUAUAUGUUGUAUUUGAAGAAUAAAAUAAAAUGGUUUGAAUAUA